GUUCUGGUGGGGCGUGUACGUACAGUAUGUGUGUGUGUGUGUGUGAGAGUGUGUGAGAGUGUGGCAGGUGGAUAAAAGUUCACCUCCACCACUGUAGGAGUACAGGAGAAGCAGAGCAGCUUUUCUUUUGUAUGUGUGUCAGGUGAGAUGAUGCAGAGAUGCAGAGAACAUCUCCUCCUGCUGUGUUUGACUGCAGCCGUCACUCUGAACAUCCUGGGAACGACUGCUGUGACUGAGGACUUGAACAACAAGACUCUGCGUGUGAUUCCUGACAAAGACAACAGCUCCUCUGUUACUCGACUGGAGAUGAAGGGAAACCUGAUCACUCUGAACGACACCGACCGACUCGCUCUGGCCACGUAUCGUGAUCUGACUGAACUCCUCUUGGAUGAGAACUGUGUGACUGCAGUUCCAGACAAGUUCUUCACAGCGGUACCACACCUCAGAGUGAUCUCUCUGUCCAGGAACAACAUCAGCAGGCUGGAGCCUGAGGCUUUGUCCGGCCUGGACGUCCUAACAGAGCUGGACCUGUCCCACAACCUGCUGACACGUCUGCCUACAGAGCUGUUCAGAGGACUCAAGAGUCUGAAGGUGCUGAAGCUACAGGAAAACCCCUGGAACUGUUCCUGUUCUCUGCUGCUCAGCAUUAAAGAGGUCACAGCAGCAAAUAUCAGCAUUGGGUCACCAACAUGUGCUUCUCCACAAACUCAGGCGGGUAAAGAUCUUUUAGAAGCUACAGCUGCAUGUUAUCCAUCACCAUCACUCACCUUCACCACUGACCCACAAAAAACACCAACAUCAGCCGACUCUCAACGGCCUCACACUUCAUCUUCAGAAGCAUCACUGAACACCGUCCUGCCAUCAAACCACAACGAACAAACCGCUGUGCUGGGUAACUCGUGGAAGUUCAUCACGUGUGUUGUAGCCCUGGCGUUAACGACGGCUCUGCUCAUCGUCUGUGCCAUCAAAGGACCUUCCUGGUACAAGCUCUUCCACAACUACCGUCAUCAGCGGUUAGGAGAGGACAACGAGGACGACGAGGACGUUAUAACAACAGGCUUCCCAGAGAUGGGGAUUCACUUCGACCAUCAGACUUUCACCUUCAAACAGGACAGUUGGCAGAUGGAGGGGCAGGAGGAGGAGGAGGAGGAGGAGGAGGAGGUGUAUUAUGAAGAUCCAUACAUCAGGAGGGAAGAGUGACUUCAAGGAGGGGUGAUUUCAUCAGAGCAGCAGUUACCCUCUCACAAAGUCUCAGGCUGAAACUAACGAUUCAUUUCAUAAUCAACUAUUGUAUUUUUCAACUUCUCCUUUGGUUGUAAAAUGUAUAAAAAUGUUGAUCAGUGUUUGUUAAACAUGGAAAUGAUGAUGUUCUCAAAUGUCUUGUUUUUGUCCACAAAUACAAAGAGUUUGAUUUUA
This is a messenger RNA of Solea solea (common sole), 1416 nucleotides long. RefSeq names its product leucine-rich repeat-containing protein 19-like. Gene Ontology annotation, molecular function: signaling receptor activity; protein binding. The coding region runs from base 148 to 1200 and encodes 350 amino acids. Gene Ontology annotation, biological process: positive regulation of non-canonical NF-kappaB signal transduction; interleukin-8 production. Gene Ontology annotation, cellular component: plasma membrane. The record is from RefSeq and is a predicted model, not a curated record. The transcript is spliced from 7 exons. Lineage: Eukaryota; Metazoa; Chordata; Actinopteri; Pleuronectiformes; Soleidae.